This is a messenger RNA of Hyalella azteca, 3048 nucleotides long. RefSeq names its product WD repeat-containing protein 76. Gene Ontology annotation, molecular function: DNA binding; protein binding. Gene Ontology annotation, biological process: regulation of DNA damage checkpoint. Bases 256 to 2067 code for a protein of 603 amino acids. The record is from RefSeq and is a predicted model, not a curated record. NCBI's taxonomy places the organism in Eukaryota, Metazoa, Arthropoda, Malacostraca, Amphipoda, Hyalellidae. Gene Ontology annotation, cellular component: nucleus. The transcript is spliced from 13 exons.
CUACCUAUUGAACUUUGAAUCCUGGCAAGUGGCAACUUCAUUGCUGCUUGAUAGUGCUUCCUGCUGGUAAUCUUUUUGGCAUAUGGCAUUGACAGUUCACAGUAGAUUAUGGAUAAAAAACUGUAUACAAAUUUCUCUAAUUAGACAUUAGUCAGUAGUCACUAAUCACUAUGUGAGCAUAUAUAUAUAAAAGAUACAAUUGUUACGCCUUAUGUCAGUUAUGUGUAUUUUGCCCCUCACAUAAUAUUGAAAAGAAUGAAUCCUAGUGGCUUCUAUAGUAAAACUGAAGACACACUUGCUUCAACAAGAAACAUUCUUGUCAAAGUGCAUCAGAGAAGAGCCAAGAAGCAUUUGAAAGUUCUGACUGCAGCCAUGCCAUCGACCCUCAGAGCCCAGCGCAGUGCUCAUCCUAAAACCUCACCAAUCAGUCAUGGCAUCAAGAAGAAGAAGUUUCCAAGUGGCAAGAGUAAUGAAAAAACAAGGAAAAACCAACUUGAUGAAAUUAAAGUGAAGCUUGAAAUGGAAGAAGAGGAAACAAAAAUGGCUGCUAGAAGUUACUUGGACAUGUCAAGUAGUACUACUUCUAUUUCAUCUUCAACAACAGACCUUUCGACUACUCCACCCACACCUUCAAACAUGUCUGAAUAUGAGCUGAAGAUUCAGCAAAACAUUCAGAAGAGAUUAGAGAUAUUGUCAUCUCUAAAAUUGGAGGAAGCUAAGGAAAAUCUUUUUGAAUUGUUGCCUUCCUCAAAGCUGUCUGCUACUGUCUCAGAGAGGGGAUUAUCUAGGAUGAAGAGAAAAAGAUCACCAAGGCCUGUUGUGUGCAGGAGCCCAGUAGUUCAACGGAGGAGCCAACGCCUACUGCAAAAGCCCCCAGAUACUCCCCCGAAGGAUUACAUUAUUCCUACAGCGUCUGAUCUGCAAGACCACAGAGAGCGUCCUGCUGCAGGGGAGAAGAUCAUCCACUAUCUCAAUGAAAAACUAAACGAAAAUGAGUGCUCUGAAAUGCUUGCAUAUUGCCAGAGUGUGACAGAAGUUCCAUCCUCGUCUCCAAACUGGAUUGGUUCAUUGCAAGAAGUGCUGCAUAAUGUGAAGCAGCUGGUCGUCACACAAGACACCGUUGCCAAAGUUGUCCCUAAGAGAAUCACUUGCAUGGCGCUCCACCCCAGCAACUCUGAUGAUAUUUUAUUCGUUGGAGAUAAAGAAGGAUAUCUGGGUAUUUGGCUGGUGGACCGGAGCGACUCGACAGACGGCGCCUGGUCCUUCCGUAUCCACGGUAGCGGCAUCCCAUGCAUGUCCGUGGACUCCUUCAGCAGCGGUCGCGUCAUCACCACGUCUUAUGACGGCUCUACGCGCGCAACUGACCUCCAGCGACUCGUUGUUGACGAUGUGUACAGCCGGCCACAAGAGCGCAGGCAAGACUACUUGACGUGGCAUAGCCAAGUGGACGCCAACCUCCUCUUAGUGAGCGCCGGCACUGGGGACGUAACAUUCGUGGACAUGCGGGAAGCUCCGUCAUCAGCCAAGUCCAAUAAGCUGGACCCCAUGAGCAAAAGCAUCAAGGUUGUCGCCGCCCACCCUACGGCCACGCAGUAUUCCGUUACUUCAAAUAAUAUGGGAGAAGUCAAGUUGUGGGACCACCGCAAGUUGAACCACAAAUCAGCCGUGUGCUGCUUUAAACAUCCGAGAUCAGCUUCAUCGAUUCGCUUCUCACCAAAUACAGGAAAUACGUUAUUAACCACGUGCCAUGAUGACAAAAUCCGGUUAAUUCAGUUGGAAAACUUUUCUGCUUUUAAAGAGGAGUGGUCAGUGGAGCACAACAAUCAAACUGGUCGCUGGCUGACGACGCACAAGGCCGAUUUCAUGCCUGGGCGGGAAGACAGCUUCGUCGUGGGCUCGCUCAAUCCCGAGAGAAUAAUAGAAGUGUGGAGAACUGGAGGCAGCUCUCCAGUAGUGGCUCUGAAGGGCGACGCGAUGACGACCUUCUCGAGCACCGUGUGCUGCCACCCCUCGCGGUUUGUUGUUGCAGGUGGCAACAGCUCGGGAAAGUGUCAUGUGUUUCGAUGAUUGAGAUUAAAUUGCUCUAACUUCUUUUUAUACAGUCGAUGUUGAAUGAUGGACGUAUUCAUCUAUAAACACUAUUUUUGAAUGGAAAAGUUAUCUUUUCCUUGAUUUAUGGAUAUGCCAUGACGCCUUACUUCAGCCACCAGAGUUCAGUUAACCUAAGAUAUUGAUCGCUCCACAAAAUAAUCGCGCUCGAUCAUAGAACAAGAUUUUUUAUUGGAUGUCUCGAUUAAAACAAAUUUUGCUACGGUGACUCGAAGCUCUAUCUCCUGCAGAGUAUUUGUAGAACAAUAUUUUUCAUUGACCUACGUGUCUUUUAUGUUAACGCAACGUACUACUAAGCUAUGGUUUCAUAAAUGAAAAUGUACAGUAAACCGUCUCAAUGAGGACUCUUAGACAGAUGAUGCCAUCCUGUCCAUGUUUGAACAGUUUUUGUUAUACAACUUACUUGUAGAAAUUUGUGAGUUUGCAAUUGUGAAUGAAUACUUCGAGGAAAAAAUUAUUAUUCUUAGUGUUGAGCUCGGAACAAAUGAAUUUUUUUGCAAUCGUUGUGCUUAUAAGUAUCAUCGGAUAUUCUUAUUUUAGAAAAUCGUCCAUUACAACACUUCCUGAAUUUAUCAAAUGUGUGUAUGUAUUGUUAUGUAGGAUUGAAAAUGAGAUAGGCUCAAUUUACCGUUUUGACAACCUACAAUACUUUCCCUGCGCCACAAUAUGCUGUUUCCUCUCACCUAGUUGAGACAGAUUAAUCUGAAUUCCGUAUUUAUUCAUACAUUCGAUGAGACAAUUUGGUUUUCUGAAAGUUACAAAUCCGUUUGUCUAGUUUUUAAUUGAUUGAAAUUAAUUUCAUUCUCCACAAUAAGACUCUUAUUAUGAAGCUCUGCGUUUCGUGAUCGCUUAGUACCCCAGCUGCUGAUUUGAAAUAGUUCUUUUAUGUUAUACGGUACAAACUUUAACACAAAAGUGAAUAAAAUCAUGAAAAAAGAC